Molecule: messenger RNA, 2317 nt
Organism: Erigeron canadensis
Lineage: Eukaryota; Viridiplantae; Streptophyta; Magnoliopsida; Asterales; Asteraceae
Product: putative wall-associated receptor kinase-like 16
Exons: 3
Coding region: 110-2206 (698 amino acids)
Biological process (GO): protein phosphorylation; cell surface receptor signaling pathway
Cellular component (GO): plasma membrane
Molecular function (GO): calcium ion binding; protein serine/threonine kinase activity; ATP binding
Source: RefSeq, a predicted model, not a curated record
UAUAUAAAAAUAUAAAUUGCUAACGAUAUCGAUCUAUUGGCAAACAAACACACAGAAGAAGAAAAGGAAAACACAAGUACACAACGUACGGUGGUGUAUUACUGCAUAUAUGUUCCUUCAAUUUCUAAUCAUCUGUCUAUUUACAAUGGCGGUGAGAGGUACUCUUGUAAACCCAUUUUACAGAUCAAAGCCCGGAUGUUCGGCCAUGUGCGGGGAUAUUAAGAUUCCUUACCCUUUUGGCAUUGGCAACGACACAGGCUGUUCCCUAGACAACUCGUUUUACGUAACAUGUAACAUGUCCGAAAGCCCCCCAAAGUUGUACCUUGGAUCAAGCAACAUUGAAAUAUACAACAUUUUUGAUACAGAGUUGCGCGUUAAAACUGGAGUCAGCUACAGAUGCUACCACAGUAACGGGACUGUGAGCUCUGAAUUUAGUUAUAAUUGGACUAGCUUAAGCACACUCACUUUCUCUGCCAAGAAUAUGUUCAAGGUCAUCGGGUGUGAUGAUUAUGCUGUGAUCACAGGGGAAGGAGGAGGCGACUACUUUUCCAGCGGUUGUAUCGGAUUAUGCAGCAAACAACCGGAUGCACUUACCAGACGGGUGUCGCUCCGCCAAGGCUGUUGUCAGAAUUCUAUAUCCAAGGGUCUCCAGUUUUACAAUGUUACACUUAACAGAUUUCGGAACAACCCAGAUGUUUCGUCUUCGUCGAGUUCUAAUUGUAGCCUUGCUUUUCUUAGUGAGGAACACUGUUUCCAGUUUCAGACGAACCACGCAGAUGAUUGGGAUUUAAGGGAUCGGAUAGAGUCCAAUGCCGCUGUUGUGCUAGAUUGGGUGAUUGCAUCCGAACAAACUACUAAUUGCUCCGAGUCAAACAUGUGCAAAGACAAUAGUGAAUGCUAUGAUGUACAUGGUGGCGGGUAUCGGUGUGAAUGCAAAGAGGGUUACUAUGGUAACCCCUAUCUUGAUCAAGGCUGCCAAGACAUCAACGAGUGCGAGCAUCCGCAAAUCUACGCUUGCCAUGGUGAUUGCAUCAAUACCCCAGGGAAUUAUACCUGUACUUGUCCGUUAGGAUAUGUUGGUGAUAAUCUAAAAUCAAGAUUUGGUUAUUGUGAACGACAAGCUACUACACAUUCAAAAAAACUUGGGAUCAUAUUCAUCUUAUUAGGUGUUAUAUUGGGCACUGGAAUACUAGCUUUAGCAAUUUGGAUGAGCAAAGUAGUCCAAAAGAGGAAAGAAAAGAAACGUAGAGAUAAGUUCUUCAAAAGAAACGGUGGAUUGUUGUUUCAACAACAAACAUCAAGUGGUGAAGAUGCAAUUGAGAGAACAAGAAUGUUCAGUGCGAGAGAGUUACAGAAAGCCACCGAUCAAUACAACAGGAAUAGAAUAGUUGGACGAGGUGGACAAGGAACAGUAUACAAAGGUAUGUUACCAAAUGGAAAAAUAGUAGCAGUAAAGAAGUCUGUAUUGGUGGAUGAAACUCAAGUUGAGUCAUUUAUCAAUGAGGUAUUUUUACUUUCCCAAAUUAGCCACAGGAAUGUGGUAAAGCUAUUAGGAUGUUGUUUAGAAACCGAAGUCCCAAUUCUCGUCUACGAAUUUGUCUCAAAUGGUGAUCUCUUCCAAUUUAUACACGAUGAGAGUUACGAGUUUCCUACUUUUUGGAGUAUCAGGAUAACAAUUGCUACCGAGGUUGCUGGAGCUCUUUCCUAUAUGCAUUCGGCAACUUCCAUUCCUAUAUAUCAUCGAGACAUUAAAUCUUCCAACAUACUUUUAGAUGAAAAAUUUAGAGCAAAACUAUCAGAUUUUGGUAUAUCAAAGUCUGUCAUGGGGGAUCAAACUCAUUUGAGUACCUUAGUCAAAGGGACCUAUGGGUACCUGGAUCCCGAGUACUUCCAGUCAAACCAAUUCACGGAAAAAAGUGAUGUUUAUAGUUUUGGUAUUGUUCUGGUUGAGCUUUUGACUGGAAAGAAGCCUAUAUAUUCAAUAGGCCCAGGGGAAAUGAGAAGCUUGGCGACGUUGAUUUUGUCAAUGGACGAAAGGCUUAUAUUGGAAAACAUUGAUGAUCGAGUAGUGUCGGAUGGUCCAAAAGAGCAACUCAUAGCAGUUGCUAAGCUUGCUAAAAGAUGCUUGAAUUUGAAUGGUAAACUGCGGCCAACUAUGAAAGAAGUUGCAACAGAUUUGGAGGGAAUAAGAUCAUCAAGUCAUUAAUUAAAUAAAUAUCUCUUUGUUGAAGUAAACUAGCUAAUACUCAUAAUCGUACUCAAGGAUUAGCAUUGUUUUAUACUAUUAUCUUCUUGUUAACAAUCUAUAUUAAUGUUA